AUGGGUUCAGUAUUGUCGGUAAAUAAGUACAAUGAGCAAACCAAUGCUGUACGCAAUCAUCGUAGAUUGCGUAUGGAAGAAUACCAACAAUGCUGCUCCAAUAAUCCACAAAACACUAUUCAGCCUUAUGACAAUGCAUUAUUGAAUGUAACUCGUCAAUACAAGGCUUUGAGCAUUAUUGGAGAACGGCCGCAACAACCACAACCACCAGAGGCCCCACCAGCAAUUCCUGCUGCUGCUGCUGCUGCCACACCAAUAUUGGCUGAACAAACACUUACAACACCUACAACACCUACAGCACCUACAGCACCUACAGCACCUCCAACGCUUACAACACUUACAACACCUACAACACCUGCAGCAGCAGCACCUGCAACAACUCGAGUACGAAUAGCAAUUCAAUUUGCUAUGCAGCCCUUUGUUGUACUCGAACGUCUGCCAAUUGCUGGUCCCUCUCGUCCUCGUCAUCAACCGGAAAGUGUUAAAAGUUUAAAAAUUUGUCCUGGACGUCGGAGAAUUUUAGAAUUCUCCAAUAGUGACGACAGUAGCGAUGAUAGUGAUUGA
Messenger RNA from Leptopilina heterotoma, 564 nucleotides. Its product is annotated as protein hunchback-like. The transcript has a single exon. Lineage: Eukaryota; Metazoa; Arthropoda; Insecta; Hymenoptera; Figitidae. Bases 1 to 564 code for a protein of 187 amino acids. The record is from RefSeq and is a predicted model, not a curated record.